Molecule: messenger RNA, 5178 nt
Organism: Myotis daubentonii (Daubenton's bat)
Lineage: Eukaryota; Metazoa; Chordata; Mammalia; Chiroptera; Vespertilionidae
Gene: ADAMTS15
Product: ADAM metallopeptidase with thrombospondin type 1 motif 15
Biological process (GO): extracellular matrix organization; proteolysis
Cellular component (GO): extracellular matrix
Molecular function (GO): metalloendopeptidase activity
Source: RefSeq, a predicted model, not a curated record
GGAGGGGCGCCGACUGGGCAGUCCAAAGAGAAGGGGGCCUUUAAUAGGCUCGCCCAGCGCCCGGUUUGUGGCGCUACGAGUGGCUGCAGUUGGGAGAAGCGGCCCGGCACCUCCCUCUAGUUCUCGGCUGCAAAUCUUCGCCUUGCACUUGACAGCGGGUGCACUUAAGUUCUGCGGCGCGCUUUCCUAGGGAAGGCACAGGUAGGAGGCGCGGGCUGCAGGGCGCUCGCUCACCGCUCGCCGCUCGGGGAGCCGUCGCCCUCCCUUCGCUCUCCUUCCCGGGAGCUGCGGGCUGCCCGGAGCGUCGGCGGUGCCGGUGCUGGCUGCACCGAGAUCCUGCCGGCGGCUGCUCCUGCUCCGAGAGCGGGGCUGUGCGCUGCCCGCCGCCAUGCUUCUGCUGGGCAUCUUAACCCUGGCUCUCGCCGGGGCACCCGCGGGCGGUGCAGAGCCAGAGCGGGAGGUGGUGGUGCCCAUCCUACUGGACCCGGACAUCAACGGCCGCCAGUACUACCGGCGGGGCCCCGAGGACCCCGGGGAUCAGGGGCUCAUUUUUCAGAUCACGGCGUUCCAGGAGGACUUUUACCUCCACCUGACACCGGAUGCCCAGUUCCUGGCGCCCGCCUUCGCCACUGAGCAUCUGGGGGUCCCGCUCCAGGGGUUCCCCGCGAACUCCCCGGACCUGCGACGUUGCUUUUACUCGGGGGACGUGAACGCCGAGCCGGAUUCGUUCGCCGCCGUGAGCCUGUGCGGGGGGCUGCGCGGAGCCUUCGGUUACCGGGGCGUGGAGUAUGUCAUUAGCCCGCUGCCCAACGCCAGCGCGCCCGCGGCGCAGCGCAACCGCCAGGGCGCACACCUCCUCCAGCGCCGCGGCGCCCCUGGCGGGCCUCCCGGAGACCCCACCUCUCGCUGCGGGGUGGCUUCAGGCUGGAACCCCGCCAUCCUGCGGGCUCUGGACCCUUAUAAGCCUCGGCGGACCGGCUUAGGGGAGAGUCGCAGCAGGCGCAGGUCUGGGCGCGCCAAGCGCUUCGUGUCCAUCCCGCGCUACGUGGAGACUCUGGUGGUGGCGGACGAGUCCAUGGUCAAGUUCCACGGCGAGGACUUGGAGCACUACCUGCUGACGCUGCUGGCCACCGCGGCGCGCCUCUACCGCCAUCCCAGCAUCCUCAACCCCAUCAGCAUCGUCGUGGUCAAGGUGCUGCUCCUUGGAGACCGCGACGCGGGGCCCAAGGUCACAGGCAACGCGGCCUUGACGCUGCGCAACUUCUGUGCCUGGCAGAAGAAGCUGAACAAAGUGAGCGACAAGCACCCCGAGUACUGGGACACCGCCAUCCUCUUCACCAGGCAGGACCUGUGCGGAGCCACCACCUGUGACACGCUGGGCAUGGCUGACGUGGGCACCAUGUGCGACCCCAAGAGAAGCUGUUCUGUGAUCGAGGACGAUGGGCUCCCGUCAGCCUUCACCACUGCCCACGAGCUGGGCCAUGUGUUCAACAUGCCCCAUGACAACGUGAAAGUGUGUGAGGAGGUGUUCGGGAAACUCCGUGCCAACCACAUGAUGUCCCCAACGCUCAUCCAGAUCGACCGUGCCAACCCCUGGUCAGCCUGCAGCGCUGCCAUCAUCACCGACUUCCUGGACAGUGGGCACGGAGACUGCCUCCUGGACCAGCCCAGCAAGCCCAUCGCCCUGCCCGAGGACCUGCCGGGGGCCAGCUACACCCUGAGCCAGCAGUGUGAGUUGGCCUUCGGUGUGGGCUCCAAGCCCUGUCCCUACAUGCAGUACUGCACCAAACUGUGGUGCACCGGCAAGGCCAAGGGGCAGAUGGUGUGCCAGACCCGCCACUUCCCCUGGGCAGAUGGCACCAGCUGCGGCGAGGGCAAGUUCUGCCUCAAGGGGACCUGCGUGGAGAGACACAACCUCAAUAAGUACAGGGUGGACGGCUCCUGGGCCAAAUGGGAGCCCUACGGCCCCUGCUCUCGCACCUGUGGUGGGGGAGUGCAGCUGGCCAGGAGGCAGUGCAGCAACCCCACCCCGGCCAAUGGGGGCAAGUACUGCGAGGGAGUGAGGGUGAAGUACCGAUCCUGCAACCUGGAGCCCUGCCCCAGUUCAGCCUCUGGCAAGAGCUUCCGGGAGGAACAGUGCGAGGCCUUCAACGGCUACAACCACAGCACCAACCGGCUCACCCUCACCGUGUCGUGGGUGCCCAAGUACUCAGGGGUGUCUCCCCAGGACAAGUGCAAGCUCAUCUGCCGAGCCAACGGCACCGGCUACUUCUACGUGCUGGCACCCAAGGUGGUGGACGGUACGCUGUGUACCCCUGACUCGACCUCGGUCUGCGUCCAGGGCAAGUGCAUCAAGGCUGGUUGCGACGGGAACCUGGGCUCCAAGAAGAAGUUCGACAAAUGCGGGGUGUGUGGGGGAGACAAUAAGAGCUGUAAGAAGGUGACAGGACUCUUCACCAAGCCCAUGCACGGCUACAAUUUCGUGGUGGCCAUUCCAGCAGGCGCCUCGAGCAUUGACAUCCGCCAGCGCGGCUACAGGGGGCUGAUUGGCGAUGAGAACUACCUGGCCCUGAAGAACAGCCAAGGCAAGUACCUGCUCAACGGGCACUUCGUGGUGUCACCCAUGGAGCGGGACCUGGUGGUGAAGGGCAGCGUGCUGCGCUACAGUGGCACGGGCAUGGCCGUGGAGAGCCUGCAGGCCUCCCGGCCCAUCCUGGAGCCCCUGACCGUGGAGGUCCUCUCUGUGGGGAAGAUGACGCCACCGCGGGUCCGCUAUUCCUUCUAUCUGCCCAAAGAGCCCCGGGAGGACAAGUCCUCCCACUCCAAGGACCCCCGGGGGCCUUCCGUGCUCCACAACAGCGUCCUCAGCCUCUCCAAUCAAGUGGAGCAGCCGGAUGACAGGCCCGCUGCGCGCUGGGUGGCGGGCAGCUGGGGGCCGUGCUCUGUGACCUGCGGCGGGGGCCUGCAGAGGCGGGCGGUGGUCUGUCGGGGUGCCCUGGGGCAGCGCGCAGCAUCUGCCUGCAACGCCAACCAUCGGCCGGCGGAGACGCGAGCCUGUGGGGACCCCUGCCCGACCUGGGAGCUCGGGGCCUGGUCGCCCUGCUCCAAGAGCUGUGGCCGCGGCUUUAAGAGGCGUCCACUCAAGUGUGUGGGCCGCGGAGGGCGGCUGCUGGCCCGGGACCAGUGCAACCUGCGUCGGAAGCCCCAAGAACUGGACUUCUGCAUCCUGAGGCCGUGCUGAGUGAGAUCUACGGUGCUGCCGGUGUUCUGGCCAGCGGGAGCUGUGGGCAGGAGGCCCACGCCACGAUGUCACCACAUCCAGGGACAAGGAUCAUGGGUGGGAGCGAGCGGUUUCCUCCUACCCCCUGGCCUGGGCAGGGAGCUAAGUCACUAACACACAGUCUACCUCACACCUGGCUCCUCCAGGGCCCAGUCUCGGGAGAGGCUGAGAGGUGCGGGUGCUGGGCAAGAAGGUGCUGGGGCCCAGUUUCCAAGAGACCUGGAGGGUGGCCACUCCCAGGCAGACUUCAGGGACCUGGGCCCCCGUCAGGGAGGCCACAGGCUGCCGGAAGGGCCAUGGCUCAGCAGCUGGCACCCUCAGGUGCCCCCGGGGGCUCUGAGCCGUCUCUGAACAAGGUGCUUUUAGCCCACUUUCCUUUUCUGACCGACAGACUGAACCAUGCACAUGGGCUGGGGGUGAGCAGGCGUGGAGGGAGAAGGAGGUGAGGUGUGCCUGCAGCCCGGGCCACUCUUCUUGAGGAGGACUGGAUGUAUGGGGGAGUCCUGAGGUUCCUCAUCUUCCUUCUACUCUGGGCCCUCCUUUAAAGAGACACCUCUUCUCCUGUGUCAUCCAGGCCUCCAGCGGGAGGGCUGUCACACCAGUGUCAUCUGAGGAUCCGCGGGAAGGGAUAGGAUGUCGAUAGGGAGCCCGUUGUCUUCACGAGAGAUCCGACCAUUUAAAAAAAAUGCUGAAACGUGUAAGGGGAGAUGGAUUCUGUGGCUGAAGCAGGGGGUUUGGGGAGAGAUCUCAAGGGCUCUGCGGUCCCUGCGGCUGGGCUGAGCCUGGGGGAAUGUCACCCUAGGGUGGGAGGAGGAGGCCCGGGUUCUGAUGGCUUCCUCCUCCAGGGAGGCAGGUGUCAAUCAGGCUGAUGCCUUCGGCUCUGCAUCACCUUCCCAGUGGUCAGGGUCCCGGGCCUACUAAGAGGGCAUGGGGUGUGCCCAGGAGGGCCGGUGCUGAAACUCCACAUGCCUGCAGGUUGGUCCUCAUCCGGACAGCUCCAUGCAGUCUGGCUUGGGCAUGUCACGUGGCAUCCCGGGCUGCGGUUUCUGCAGUUGGAAAAUGGGAUUCACUAGUUGCUACCUCAGGCUGUAUUCUCGGGGAACCCCGCCUUGGCCCUCCCCCGGGGCAGCAGUGAUGUCCUGGUGCUUCCAGAAGACCUGGCCGCGUCCUCAUGGACUGAUCUGUCCAGGCACAAAGGUGCGCUCGGGUGCAUGGCUCUCUGCUGUCCACAGGCUGGCCACUCACUGCGGCUCCAAAUACGCAGACAGGUGCCCUCUCUCAGGUGCCCUGGCCGCAGGGGACACCAAGAAUCGAUCACCUGACCCAGGGGCCUUGAUAACCACCAGUGGGAGCGGCUGGCGAGCUGUCUACCUUGGAGACAUGUUAGGGGAGUGGGAAGCAGGGUGCUCCUACAGCUCCAAGUGGGGAGAUGCUUUGGGGUCGGGUCCUUUGGCCAAGUAGGGUCUUUCUGAGGCCUCGGCUGCCCCAGGGUGCACAUGGAAGGUUCUGCUUCUGAGCGUAGGUUUGAGUCCUGGACUUCAGCGAGGUGACAUCAGGGCAGGUGUGUUCAUUCGGUUUCCCCUCUUAGUCAGAAUCUGCAAGCCAGCCGGGCAGCCAGGCGGGCCUCUGGGAUGGCGUUCUCAUCCCAGUCUAACGCUGGCUGAGCCCUGGCGCAGAGCCCCCUGGAGCAGGGGCGUGCUGAGCUUGGAGGCAGGGCUGCAGUCUCCCUGGGAGACCAGGGGAGGAGGGUUCCUUGUCCCGCAGGAGUGAGCACUGGAGGCUGCAGGGCUAAGAGGAGCCCAGGGUGCCCGGCCGGACACAGACCUGCCGACCGACAGCAGCACUGCGCCCUGUGCCUGGUGCACCCGUCCUUGGCGAGGAGAGGGGGUCGUGGGGGC